Aureobasidium vineae is the source of this 744-nucleotide messenger RNA. The record is from the annotation of a GenBank genome assembly. Lineage: Eukaryota; Fungi; Ascomycota; Dothideomycetes; Dothideales; Saccotheciaceae.
AUGGACGACUCCUGGCAAGAAAACGCAUUCAACUCCCGCCACAUGCACAACCGUNGUAAACCGCAACGGCAAAUCCAGCAACGGUGGCAGCGGCAAAUCAAAAGAACCACCUUCGACGUGCGCAAAACCUUUGGAAGCUAUACUGUAAAGUGUCCUGCAUGGCAUAAACUUCAAACCUCCGAUGGUGGAACAAAAGGCGAUGGGAAUGCAGUUUUGGAAUUAUAUAGACUGACGGAGUGUGGGAAGGGGAUCGUGNGGGAAAUGUCGUUGGAGGGGGUGUUGAGGGCUGCGGUGUUGUUGGCGGCUAGUAGGAAGAGUUUGCAGGGGAUUUUGGAGAGGUUGGAGCCUGUCGAGGAAACGGCAGAGGAGCAAGUCGACAAAGAGGCUGAAAAAGGAGAACAGAAGAGUGAUGGAGACAGCGAUGAGGAAGAAGAGGAAGAGGAAGAGUCAGAAGAAGAAUCCGAACCUGACCGUUUCGAAACUUUCGAAAAGAACAGUUUCAGAGAGCCAAAGUUUUGGCUAAGAUGGAAUGGUGUGCUCGAAUCACCAGCAGUGGGAGAAGAAAAGGCCGAGUCAGGGCUCGGCUAUAUUAUCUUCCCAAGCAACGAUUGUCGCAAGUUCAAGGGGACGCUGAACUGUGCUUCUCUGGAGUGGAAGGAUGUUGCUUUCUCUGGUCACAAGAUUGCUCCGAGAUCAGAGUCUGAUAUACCCGUUGCAUGGGGUCUGAAUGAGGUGCAGAUGUGA